Molecule: messenger RNA, 1955 nt
Organism: Cataglyphis hispanica
Lineage: Eukaryota; Metazoa; Arthropoda; Insecta; Hymenoptera; Formicidae
Product: glucose dehydrogenase [FAD, quinone]-like
Exons: 11
Coding region: 124-1914 (596 amino acids)
Molecular function (GO): ecdysone oxidase activity; flavin adenine dinucleotide binding
Source: RefSeq, a predicted model, not a curated record
GCAUAUGAUCUAGCAGAAAGAUUCGUACCAUGUGCCGUGAGUUUUAUUGUUAUUUUAAAGAGAAAAUUUUUAUCAAAAAGAAAAAUCUCUACCUCCCUUUAUCUUAGAAGAAAUUUAAUUAUAAUGUUUCUUUUUACAAAAUCGGUAUUAUUUGUCUUCAUCGGCGCAUUUACAACGAUAUUUUUUUUUUAUAUUCAUUUUGCAUAUGUAUUGGAUAUAUCUUUGCAAUGGUUCUUUAACAAUGUUCAAGAUAUGCAACAAUACGAUUAUAUUGUUGUUGGUGCUGGUAGCGCUGGUGCAAUUUUGGCAACACAGAUAGCAGAGGAUAAACAAAGUGUAUUAUUGCUAGAAGCAGGUGGUGCUGCACCAUUUUUCCUCGAUAUACCACUUUUGGCACCAAUGAUUCAAAAAACUGCUUAUGAUUGGCAGUAUAUUACUGUUCCUCAAGAACACGCGUGUAAAGGUUUAAUAAACAAUCAAAGCAGAUGGCCUAGAGGUAAAAUUGUUGGAGGAACAAGUCGCUUAAAUUAUAUGGCUUAUGUAUUGGGACAUUGGCUAGAUUAUGAAACAUGGUUUCCAGAUUUUAUGGAGUCUGUUGCAGAGAAUAAUAAGUUAGUGAACAUUAGUGAAUUAAGAUGGAGCUCUGAUUUUGCUGAUGUGUUUUUGAAAGCAAUAAAAGAAUUAAAUCAUGAUAUAGGCAACAUGAAUUUGCGAUUGGAUACAGGUUUUAUGAAAGCUCAGUUUACAAUGGAAAAUGGUAGAAGGUGGAGUUCAGACAAAGUUUUACAUCAGAAAUGUAAUCAUCCCAAUCUGACCAUACUUACUUAUGCACGUGCCAUCAAGAUACUAGUGAAUUUUGAUAAGGUAGAAGGGAUUGAAUUUCUUAGAUUUGGUAAUAAAUAUAUAGCAAGAGCAGAAAAAGGAAUUAUUCUAAGUGCUGGUGCAAUUGAGAGUCCGAAAUUAUUAAUGUUAUCUGGAAUUGGACCAAAAAAGCACUUAGAGGAUUUGAAUAUUAGUGUGAUCAAUGAUUUGCCAGUUGGUCAGAAUUUGAUGGAUCAUGUUUUAACUGGUCUCGAUUUGAUCAUACUUAAUACAAGUCUUGGACUGAAUCUUUCUGACAUCUCUAAUCCUAUGUCAGCUCUUAAUUACUUUCUUUUUGGAAGAGGACCAUGGACAUCAGCAGGAGUCGAAGUAUUAGGAACUUUUCACAGCACUUUACAUACAAAUAAAACCACAAUACCAGAUUUGCAAUUAAUGGUAUUACCUCUUGGAGCAGCAAAAGAUUAUGGUUUCAUUCUUAAAAGAAUUAUGGGAAUUUCCGAUAAGGUUUAUAACAAAUAUUUCGCUUCUCUUUCGCACGAAAAUACAAUCACAAUCGCGCCUGUUUUACUACAUCCUAAGAGUAGUGGAGAAUUACAAUUGCAGAGCAGCAAUCCCUUUGAUGAACCGCUAAUUGAUCCGAAAUAUUUAUCAAACAAGGAGGAUAUUGACACUCUUAUAGAAGGAUUAUAUUUUAUAAAGAAACUUUUGAAGACAAAAGUUUUAAGAGCUUAUGAUGCAUCUCUCAACAGAAAACCUUUUCCUGGUUGCGAGAAUCAUACAUUUGACACCAAAGAAUAUUGGAAAUGUUAUGUACAACAUUUAACACUGACAUCUUAUCAUCCAAUUGGUACAUGUCGUAUAAGCAAUGUUGUUGAUAAAUCAUUCAGAGUUUAUAAUAUGAGAAAUUUGUACGUUGUGGAUGCAUCGAUUCUUCCAUCUCUACCAAGUGGAAAUAUCAAUGCGGCUGUGCUUAUGUUAGCGCAAAAAGCUGCCCAUAUUAUUAAAGAUGAAAGGACAGAAAAGAAAAAUAACAUCCAGAGACAGUAUACAUCAUACAUUUGUUAUGUAUUUAAUAUUUGUAUCGAUAAGUGAGAUAUAUGUAAAUACAAAAAUAAAGCCCUACGAGUAAAGUA